Molecule: messenger RNA, 6071 nt
Organism: Carassius carassius (crucian carp)
Lineage: Eukaryota; Metazoa; Chordata; Actinopteri; Cypriniformes; Cyprinidae
Gene: srgap3
Product: SLIT-ROBO Rho GTPase activating protein 3
Exons: 22
Coding region: 511-3795 (1094 amino acids)
Biological process (GO): signal transduction; negative regulation of cell migration
Cellular component (GO): cytoplasm
Molecular function (GO): protein binding
Source: RefSeq, a predicted model, not a curated record
UAGGAGGAGUCUCAUACGACGCUCGGGCGCUAUUCUGUUCUUUGCUUUGCCGCUGAGAUUCUAAUGCAACGGAGCCCAAUCAAGCUCAGAUAAUGCAAUCUCCCAACUCUUACUUCUAGAGUACGCUGACCUGAGGACCACAUAAACGGCAUGGGCACAGACGUUCAUCGUCCAUACCGAAACCUCUUCUUGUAGACGGGAAUUGUAUUUUCUUCAGUCACUUCGGAUGGCAGAUCUUGAGCAAGGAGGAGUAGCCUCUCCCCGAGCCCAGCAGCUCGUCUGAACGCGAGGGAUCGGAUCUGAGAAAGCCCGCGUGCUUCCAGCUGCUCUUGUGCUUCUUCUUUCCGAAGGGGAAAGUAUCAGGAUUACCAGCAGAUAGAUGUAAAUUGAAAGACACUUCUGAUAGGCACUGGUGAGGAAGAAGGGGGGAAAUCUGCAGACUGUGAGAGUCGGGAGCUCGCGCGCAAGGCUCAAUAUAUCACUGGAUUCUACAUUUAUACCUCAAGAAAAAUGUCAUCUCAUACGAAGAUCAGGAAGGACAAGGAGAUCAUUGCGGAGUAUGAAACGCAAGUGAAAGAGAUUCGUAAUCAGUUGGUGGAGCAGUUCAAGUGCCUGGAGCAGCAAUCAGAGGCUCGGAUCCAGCUGUUGCAGGACCUGCAGGAGUUUUUUCGGCGCAAAGCUGAGAUUCAACUGGAGUAUUCUCGCAGUCUGGAGAAACUGGCUGAAAGGUUCUCAUCAAAGAUUCGCGGCCCAAGGAAAGAACAACACCUCCUCUCUUCAGUAAACUGCUGGUAUCUGGUUUUGAACCAGACUCGAAGAGAAAGCAGAGAUCAUGCCACACUUAACGACAUCUACAUUAAUAAUGUCAUCGUUCGCCUGGCUCAGAUCAGCGAGGACGUCAUCCGGCUCUUCAAAAAGAGUAAAGAAAUUGGCAUUCAGAUGCACGAGGAGCUGGUGAAAGUGACAAACGAGCUGUAUACUGUUAUGAAGACGUAUCACAUGUACCACACGGAGAGCAUCAGUGCAGAAAGCAAACUGAAGGAGGCUGAGAAACAAGAAGAGAAGCAGUUUAGCAAAUCUGGAGACCUCAAUGUCAACCUUCUGCGCCACGACGACCGACCCCAGCGCCGCAGCUCAGUCAGGAAGAUUGAGAAGAUGAAAGAGAAGAGACAAGCAAAGUACUCCGAGAACAAACUGAAAUGCACAAAAGCCCGCAAUGACUAUUUAUUGAACCUGGCAGCCACCAACGCCGUUGUGGCGAAAUAUUACAUCCACGAUGUUUCGGAUAUGAUUGAUUGCUGUGACCUCGGGUAUCAUGCUAGCUUGGCACGCACAUUAAGGACCUAUCUGUCUGCUGAGUACAACCUGGAGACCUCUCGCCAUGAGGGUCUGGAUAUCAUUGAGAACGCUGUGGACAACCUGGACCCUCGUAGCGACAAGCACAAGAUCAUGGACAUGUACAAUCAGGUCUUUUGCCCACCCAUGCGCUUUGAGUUUCUGCCGCACAUGGGAGAUGAGGUGUGCCAGGUGAGCGCUCAGCAGCCCGUCCAGACUGAACUUCUGAUGCGUUACCACCAGCUGCAGUCCCGCUUGUCCACACUCAAGAUUGAGAAUGAGGAGGUGCGCAAGACCCUGGAUGCCACCAUGCAGACCUUACAAGACAUGCUGACAGUGGAGGACUUUGAUGUAUCAGAUGCCUUUCAGCACAGCCGAUCCACAGAGUCCAUCAAAUCCGUGGCUUCUGAGAGUUACAUGAGCAAAUUAAACAUUGCUAAGAGACGAUCCAAUCAGCAGGAGACGGAAGUCUUCUACUUCACUAAAUUCAAGGAGUACCUGAACGGCAGUAACCUCAUUAUUAAGCUACAGGCCAAGCAUGAUCUCCUGAAACAGACUCUGGGGGAAGGAGAAAGAGCUGAAUGUGGAACUACAAGACCCCCAACCCUUCCCCCGAAACCACAGAAAUUGCGGAAACCAAGGCCUCGUUCCAUCUAUAACCAUAAGCUGUUUAAUGGCAAUAUGGAGAGUUUCAUUGAGGACUCAGGUCAACCCAUUCCUCUGGUUGUGGAGAGCUGUAUUCGAUACAUUAAUCUAUAUGGGCUGCAGCAACAAGGCAUAUUCCGAGUUCCCGGAUCUCAGGUGGAAGUCAACGAUAUUAAAAAUUCAUUUGAAAGAGGUGAGGACCCACUGGUUGAUGAUCAGAGCGAUCAUGACAUCAACUCUGUGGCUGGCGUUCUUAAGCUGUAUUUCAGAGGGCUGGAGAAUCCUAUUUUCCCCAAGGAGCGCUUCCUGGAUUUGAUCUCCACCAUCAAGCUUGAAUCAUCAGCGGAAAGAGCCCACCACAUCCAGCAGAUCAUCGUCACCCUUCCUCGUACCAUCAUCAUCGUCAUGCGAUACCUGUUUGCUUUUCUAAAUCAUCUGUCCCAGUACAGUGAUGAGAACAUGAUGGACCCAUAUAACCUUGCCAUCUGUUUUGGACCCACUCUGAUGCCCAUCCCGGAGGGUCAGGACCCUGUGGCCUGUCAGGCUCAUGUUAAUGAGGUCAUCAAGACCAUCAUCAUCCACCACGAGGUCAUCUUCCCCAGCCCGCGUGAGCUGGAUGGCCCUGUCUAUGAAAAAUGUAUGACUGGAGGAGAGGAGUACUGUGACAGUCCUCACAGUGAACCAGGCACCAUUGAUGAAGCUGACAACUGCACUGAACCACACACGAGCGAUGAUGAGGUUGAGCAGAUCGAAGCUAUUGCAAAGUUUGAUUACAUGGGUCGGACUCCUCGAGAGCUGUCCUUCAAAAAAGGUGCAUCCCUUUUGCUGUAUCAUCGUGCCUCUGAGGACUGGUGGGAGGGCAGACACAACGGGGUUGACGGACUCAUACCUCACCAGUAUAUAGUAGUACAAGACUUGGAUGAUGCGUUCUCUGAUAGUCUGAGUCAGAAGGCUGACAGCGAGGCCAGCAGUGGACCUUUACUGGACGAUAAAGCCUCAUCCAAAAAUGAUCUGCAGUCCCCUUGUGAACCUUCGCCUGAUUACAACUUCAGUGGGGUUAUGGGCCGGGUUAGGUUGCGUUCGGAUGGUUCUGCCAUUCCUCGGCGCCGCAGUGGCACCGACUCUCACAGUCCUGCCCGAGACACACCGCCGCGGGCCGCCGCCUGCCCCAGCAGCCCCCACAAGGUGGCGGUCAGUAGAGGCCACAUAGAGAGUCCUGAGAAGAGACGUUUGGGAACCUUUGGCAGUGCAGGCAGCAUUAACUACCCUGAGAGAAAGGUCUAUCCUGAGGGUCACCCGCUCAGGCCGCUGCCAGGAGCAACAAGACACAGCAGCCUAGGAGACCACAAGUCCUUGGAGGCUGAGGCUUUAGCAGAGGAUAUUGAGAAGACAAUGAACACCGCACUUCAUGAGCUCCGUGAAUUGGAACGCCAAAACACAGCCAAACAAGCUCCUGACGUUGUUCUGGAUACGUUAGAACCGCUCAAGAACCCUGUGAGCUCAGAGCCAGCGAGCCCCUUACACACCAUCAUGAUCCGAGACCCAGACGCGGCCCUGAGACGCAGCAGCAGCUCCAAUACGGAGAUGAUGACCACCUUUAAACCGGCGCUGUCCGCCAGACUGGCCGGAGCCCAGCUCAGACCUCCACCUAUGAGACCUGUGCGACCCCCACCCACACAGCACCGCUCCAGCAGCUCCAGCUCCUCUGGGGUGGGAAGCCCUGCUGUGACCCCCACAGAGAAGAUCUUUCCAAACAACGCAAGCAACGCUGCAGCUUCCUCCACCAACUCUGGCGAGAAACCCGGGACCAUGUAGCAGCAGCCGCAGGCCCGUGGUGCAGUGUAGCUACCUGCGCUGCUGAGGGCUAGAUGCUCAUUCCAGGAAGGAAGUUCAGGAGUGCUAUUUCAUUUCUGAAUUUCUCUAUUUCUCUAUUUUUUGAGCCUUUGAGAGUUCUAGAAAUGUAGCUGAGUUUUGGCCUAGUGGUUAGGCUUGUUGAGCCUGGUUGUGGAUGAUGUGAGUCGAGUCUGGCUCAGGUGAUUUUUCCCAUUCCAUUGCGUUCUUCCCAUCAUUUCCUGCCCUCUCUGUGAAAAAAAAAAAUACAAAAAAAAAAAAAAAAUUCUACAAUACAGGGGAAAAAGGACAAUUCCAGGGUAAAUUUCAUGGUAUUAUAAAAAGAAGGUUGAAUAAAAAGAUCAGUUCCGCUUUUUUAUUUUGUAUUAAUUUUAUUUUUAUUAUUAAUUUUACCUCAGAGUUACUAUUAACUUGUCCGUUUUGGCCACAUUUUUAUUUAGAGCAAGAUCAAGCGAGUGGUUUGCAUUUGUUUCUCUCUGCACUGGUUGGCCAGAAGAGUUCUGUUAUUAAUGAAUGCCUAAACUCUCAUUGGAGGACCGUUUUAAAAUUAGUGAUAAGUCCCACCCUCCAGAACUGGACUGUACAUAUAAUAGAACCAGACGGUCACUCAAAGACUGUCUAACAUGGCCAGCUACCUUUGAGCUUUUGUAAAUAGAGAUAUACUGUACUUGAACUUGUAAUGCCUUUCGUUUGUAGAAUAAGCGAUAUACAUCAAAGUAACAACAUAGCCAAGCUGUAUACAUAUAUGAGAUGCAGAAAACCAAUAUACCAACUAAUUGUAUGAAACCUGUGGUAAAAUUUAGUUUUACUUGUAUAUAAAUUUUGGGUAGAUUUCUUUUUAAAUGUCAAUCUUGUACAACCGAGGAGAGAACAGGCAGGGAGACUAGAACGGCUUUUAAAAUUUACAACCGAGACGCAAACAAAUAAUCAAUCAAAAGUCUGAGCCAUUAAUAUUAAUAUUAGUUUGGAGAGUGCUCUACUUUUUUCUUCUCUGUGUUUUUUGGAUCACAUCAGCUUUCUAAGUUCAUCAUGCCUAAUUUACACAUGUAAAUGCUUCACUCUUUUAAAGUUAUGUGGCCUUAAGGCAUUCCAUUGAGCUCUAUGUUAUUGCAAGAAUCCAUCAUUUACAUAUUUAAAAUAGUCCUGCUUUGGACAUGUAUUCCAUAUAUACUCUGUUAACCGUUAUUUCAAUAUUAAUACUUACUAAAUUAACCAGAUGACACACAAGCUACCCAAGUAGAAGGGUGAAUUACACCAAACAUGCCGGAGACUUUUGAUGAAAAUUAGAAAAAAAAGAAAAUAAAAGUAUUAGUUGUCAUAGUAAUAAUAUCAUAACAGAAAAUUCUUAUAGGACUCAUUUUCUUGCGCAAAAUAAUUUUUCAUUUUUUUUCUUUUGAUUUUUACCAUGAUUCGGACAUGCUUUUGUGAGAUUCAAUCAAAAACUUUUAAUUUUUAUUUAAUGCAUUUGUAAAUGCAUACCACACUGUCUCUGACUAUGGACAGAUCCCUCCUUCCCGAUCUAAGUGUUUUAUGUGAUAAUAUCAUAACACAAAUUUUUUUUAUAAAUUAUAAAUAUACAACAAUGCAAAAAUAUCCUAAAAUUACUUUUUUUUCUUAAUAUAUUUUUUGGGGACAUAUUUUUGUUAGAUUCACCAUAAAGUCUUGUUUUUGUAAGAAAUAGGAUGCUAAUUAAAGCAUCUUUUCUAGUGCAAUGAAUGAUGCAUUUGUAGAUCCAUGCCACACUCCCUGUGAUGAGGUACAGAUCCCUCCUCCACAUUUAAAUAUUCAAUAGCCUAGAGAAACCAGCUCCAACAAGAGAAACUCCACUGCCCCCAAUCUGUCAUAUCAUCUCCGGUUCAUCUUCAGCAUUACCCCUCCUCCCUGAGCUGUGCUUGAAGAGGGAAUACCCAGCCGUGUACAAAAUUUGCCCGACUGACCUAGAUAUCCACUUAAACACACUGAGCCCAAAGCUUUAAUCUCAUCUUCUUCGCUGAAUAUACCUUUGCGGUUUGCCUAAGAAUUUGCCACUUCACUUUCCAAUCAUAAUGCUUGGGUAAAGAUAAAAAUAAUUGCAUAAAAAUGGUUCUCCUAAGCAAACAGUACUGUUACUACGCAAUAUUUUUAAUCUAGAAAUAUCUCUAGAUUUGCGUUUGAUGUCAUGCUUGAGCUGUUACAUGGUCUCCGUUAGUCUAAUGUUUCUCGUUGGUGCCAUACUAAUUUACGCUUGCAUUUGGGGCAUA